Molecule: messenger RNA, 2804 nt
Organism: Colletes gigas
Lineage: Eukaryota; Metazoa; Arthropoda; Insecta; Hymenoptera; Colletidae
Gene: NaPi-III
Product: sodium-dependent phosphate transporter 2
Exons: 7
Coding region: 1203-2702 (499 amino acids)
Biological process (GO): phosphate ion transmembrane transport
Cellular component (GO): membrane
Molecular function (GO): phosphate transmembrane transporter activity
Source: RefSeq, a predicted model, not a curated record
AUGAAGAUUCGUCUGGAUGACCUUUUUGUUUAACGAUAUAUGUAAGAGGAGGCAUAUGAUUAUUGUGAUCGUUGGAUUGUUUUCUUGUAUCAUCGAGUCAUCCAAUGCGUAUCUUACGUACAAUUCUCAAAAGAAGAAUCUUAAUGCGUGACCUACACGGAAGAUCGUGCGAAGAAUGAUGCAAAAAGUGGUAAUGGGAGAUUCGAAUUAACAAAAAUUUUUCUAUAGAAAUUUGAUCGAAUAUGCUUGAAAGCUUUCUCCAUUCUAGUAAUAUAUUAUUGCUUUGUAUAUAGUUCGCAAUAGUGGUUCAGAAUCGUUCCUAGUAAAUUGUUGUGUCUCAUAAGUACUUACAACUUAUAUCUUCGCAACGGGUUUCAUUAUUAUUUCGUAUUGCACAAGUAAAAAUGUCUUAAUGGUAAAUCUGUUCAGGAAUGUGAAUUUUUACUGUGAUUCGAACUGUCUCUGCGUAAAACGUGAAAGGGUAACACCAUCCCUUCGGAAUCGAGCGUGAGAAAAUUGGUAAAAUGGUUCGGUCUGAUAAUUAAAUUUCGAUCGUGGGUACCUCGUUUCUUAAUUUCGAUUCUAAAGACAAUUAUGAUGUGCGUGCGAAGAUGCCGGAAAAACAGCGAUCAGCGUGUUUCCAAACACGGAAAACGAGAAACAGCGAUCAGCGUGUUUCUAAACACGGAAAACGCUGAUAAUCAGUCAUUAUAGAAUCGAACAUCAUACUUUACACUUGACAAAAAAUAAUAAAAUAUUUAAAGAAAAAGUGUGUACAAAGUGACACUUUCGAUGCUGACGAGCAUAUUGGUAACUGUAUGUUGUUGUUAGAAAAAGAUAUAAUGCUAAAUAUAUCAGGUGCUGCGCCAAAAUACUACCUCUGCUACAUGUACAAAGUUACAAAAUUGAUUGUACUAGAAGUAAAAUAAAGAAAUAAAUUACAUAUGUAUACAAAUUUACACAACACGUAUAUGAAUUGAAACGUAAACAAAGAAAUAUAUUCUGAUGUAUUGAUAUUUACAUGUAAAUGUAUAACGGAUUAAACCGGAAGUUCUUCCUAGAUACAUGUCGUCUGAUUUAACAAUGUAUUACUCUUAAACGAUAUGGCGAGAGGAUAUUUUAUAACAUUGGUCAUUUGACAAAUGCAUAAAAACAAAAGAUAUCUUAACAGCUCAAAAGGAACAAGUAUUAACUGAAUAAAAAUGAGUGUACCGUACGAUGAAAACUUGGUAUGGAUAGUAGUAGUCGGGUUUUUAGUGGCCUUUGUUUUGGCGUUUGGAAUCGGAGCUAACGAUGUCGCCAAUAGUUUUGGAACAAGCGUCGGUGCUGGAGUACUUACAAUAUUUCAAGCUUGUAUUUUAGCAACUAUAUUUGAAAUUGCUGGAGCUGUACUCAUUGGCUAUAAGGUCUCCGACACGAUGAGAAAAGGUAUAUUAGACGUUACGUUGUACGAAGGCUACGAAAAAGAAUUAAUGGUCGGAGCGUUGUCUAGUUUAGCUGGAUCUGGUAUCUGGCUUAUACUAGCAACAGCGUUACGGUUACCUAUUUCUGGAACACAUUCCAUUGUUGGUGCUACAGUUGGGUUUUCGCUUGUCUGUAAAGGUACUGCAGGGGUGAAAUGGAUAGCUCUUGCAAAUAUAGCAGCAUCUUGGUUCGCCAGUCCUGUACUUAGUGGAAUUGUAUCAGGUGCUAUAUUUUGGCUUCUAAGAAAAUCUGUACUGCAAUCUAGUAAGCCUUUAGAACAAGGUCUUCAUAUUCUCCCAUUAGCGUAUGGUCUCACUGUUGCCAUUAAUAUUAUAUCAGUUGCACACGACGGACCUAAACUUCUGAAGUUGGACAAAGUGCCAUGGUGGGGCAGUUUACUAGCUGCGAUAGGUUUUGGUUUGUUUUCAGCAACCGUUGUUUAUUUAUUUGUUGUGCCAUGGCAAAGGAAAAGGAUAUUACUUUCACUUAAUAGCAACGAAAAAGCAACAACAAAGUUUGGUACCUGUGAUAAAAAAGAAACCACAGCAUUAUCUGUUAUCUCAGAGGCCCCACAUAGUAGUAGUAGCAGUAGUAGUAAUGGUAAUGCAAAAGAAGCGGCGCCAAAAUUGCGCGGUAAUAGCAGUGCUAGUCCUCUCUUAAUAGUGGCAGGUUCGGACACAGAGGGUGUUCCGAUUGAAACUGACCGGAAAAACGAAGAACCGCCAGAAAUGUCUCAACUGUUCGCUUUCUUGCAAGUACUGACCGCUGCGUUUGGUAGUUUUGCGCAUGGUGGUAAUGAUGUUAGUAACGCAAUUGGACCACUUAUUGCACUUUGGGCUGUAUAUGCAGAUGGAUCGGCCAGACAAGAAACAGAAACUCCAUUGCUGAUAUUAUUGUACGGUGGUCUAGGUAUAUCGACUGGUCUUUGGGUGUGGGGGCGUAGAGUUAUACAGACUUUAGGACAAGACUUAGCACGUAUUACACCAACAACUGGAUUUACUAUAGAGGUAGGAGCAGCAGUGACAGUUUUGUUGGCAAGUAAGGCUGGUUUACCUGUGUCAACAACACAUUGUAAAGUGGGAUCAGUCGUCUGUGUGGGGUGGGCUUCGCGGGGUGGUGAGGGAGUUUCAUGGAAAUUAUUUCGUAACAUUGCGUUCGCAUGGUUGAUCACUGUACCAGUGGCUGGCUGCUUGUCUGCGGGAUGUAUGGCUGUUUUCAAAGAAAUAAUUAGUUUGUGAUUUCACUGUCAGGGCAACUAAGAGUUCUAGUAAAAAACCAUCCAAUGUCGUCAAUCGUUGUCAAUAAUUUAUGCAGAAAUAAAUGAUUAAAUAUUAUUUCAA